AUGCCCCCCGCUGAAAACGCGAAGGCCCUCAACUACAUAGGCCAACUAGACGAGGCCCGCUGCAAUGGCCGCUGGGAUGUUCUGCCAGAGCUCGCGCGCAAGAUCGAGAAGCAUGCCUCACACCGCACCUGCAUAUACACGACCGCCCGCGCCGAGGCCCAAGUAGCCGCACACAUCAGACGACAACGCUCCGAGUCUGCUCCGCCCACGCCCACCACCCCGCCGCCUGAUCUUUCCUCUCUUAUCGACUCGUUGGCUGCUGCAAAGGACGGGGAGGGCACCCAUAAGCAGGACGUUUUCGCUGCUGAGACGUGUUUGGCUUGGAUACAUUGGGUCUUGGAUCAGCCCAAUGAGAGCCUGGCCACCCUACCAAGCAAUGUCCCCGAGACCAUCGACAAUUUGCGCCAUGGGGAUGAGUCCUUCACCGGCUGGACUCAGGUCUGCAUUGUCAAGGCUGCUUACCUGAAGGGGUCUGUCCAGGAGAAAAAGGGCGAGAUCGAUGAGGCUCGCAAGACCUAUGAAUCCGUCCUGCAUUUCGUGGGCUCCGAUAUUCUGAGCACUGCUUCCCUACAGUUCAAGACUUGGUCCGAGGCUCUCCUUGCCCGUUUAUGCAUACUUUUGGAUGUCAGUACGCCUAGCGAUCGACCCGAGGAUCUCAGCGCUUCUCUGCACGCUUUCCGGCUAUGGGAUCGCUUGAUGGAGAAUGGGAAGGCACAGUUUUCUGGCGACCCCCUGACCGACCCGCCGGACAUGAGACGUGCUGUUUGGAAGGCAUAUUACGAUACUCUCUCAAUCGUCCUUCGCCGGGGCCUCCUAUACAGUGGCUCGUCCGACCCCGACCAUGCGCUACUUGGCGAUGCUGCAGAGCAUGCUUCCGAAGAACAGUACCUGUCAGCAAGAUUACAGCAGCGUGCUGAACUGAAGCUCGCCGAGACGAUGUACGAGUCAUUGCUACUGAAAGAAAUACGGUUCCCGAAGGCGAGUGAAUCGAACGAAGAAGUCGACAAUUGGGCCGAGUCUGUCAUGAGCAACUGGCGAAUCAUGUGCGGACCUGCUUGGACGGACGAAGAGCUCGGAGAAGGAGGCAAAGCUGCUGUUGGCAAGGGUGUCCUUGAUAUCCUCUACCGGGCUGCAACGAAGUCAUACCAUUCAACACGCAUACUGCGGCAUCUUUUCAUUGUUCACGCCUCUCUAGCAGAAUUUGAUCUUGCUUUCAAGGCCUUUGACUCCUACGUGGAGAUCGUCAGCAGGGGUAAGGAUCGUGCAGAAAAAAGUGGAGAAGAAGACCCUGGUUUGGACGACGAUAAUACCGUCUUGCGCACCGCGGCUGAGGCGGUGAGAAUCCUCUGCCGUUUCGGCACGAGAAGACACGCCGAAAAGGCCAAGGAAGUCGGUGAGCAAAUCGAGAAGUGGUUGAAGCAACAGACGCCAGCGUCGAGGCCGGGGACUGCCACUUCCGAGGGCCCGCAUGGGAAGAGAUCGACCGAGAGCCUUCUGUCUCCUCGUGUGCUGGCAGUCGCAUACCGUGCGGUAGGUAUCAGUCGUGCCCACUGGGCAAGACUCACCUACGAAGCAACUGCAAGGUCAACUCUCCAGGCGCAAGCCGUUCAGGCGUUCCGGAAGGCAUUGCAUCCGGAGUAUCAAGAAACGACUAACCUCGAGACGUUGUACGCGCUGGGAUUGCUCCUUGCUGAGAUGCGGGACAUCAACGGAGCAAUCAAGGUCGUCAAGCGUGCUCUUUCUUCUAACUCCCGCGGUGAUGGCUUGAGGUCAGCCGACGGUGUUGCCAGCGAUGCCGAUGAAGACGUCAACUACGUCCAUGAGCGGAAACUGAUCCCUCUCUGGCACUUACUAGCACUACUCCUCACCGCAAAGUCAGACUUCAACAUGGCCGCGAAAACAUGCGACGCCGCCUUCGAUCAGUUCGACGAUCCAACUGUCCUCUUCGGCAACCAAGGUGAGGCCUUCCGCAGCGAACAUCUGAACGAGAGCUCUGCCGAUCUCGAGAAGUCACGGCGCAGUACGAGCAGGGGUCUUGUUGAUCGCAUGGAGUCGUUUGAGAAAGAGAGCAUCCUUCAAGUGAAGGUGACGCAAUUGAUGCUGCUCGAAGUCGUUGAAGGGACAACAGCUGCAGUUGACGCUAGUAUGGAACUCUUGGGCCUCUACAAAAGGCUUUAUGGAGACCCGACCGGUGCUAUCCAGCAGCCUGAAGCCGUAGACAUCUCGGUGCAAAACACUCCAGGCAAUCGCGCAAGUUUCUUCGGCAAGACCAAGACGCUCAGGAAGAACACCAUCACUCAAGAAGCAGCUCCUGCCGGGCGAAGAAGCACUUCAUCUCGGCCGUCUACGAACGCCACUGAAGGCGCACCUACAAUUCAGGUAACGGAUGAAUCUGGCAAACCCAACAGUCAUCAUCACCAUGGCUUAUUCCAUCACAAGCAUCACGAAAAGUCUAGCACCGGAAGCAUUAAGCUGCGAAAGAGAAGUGCGAGCAACGUCAAAUCGCCAGACUCGGCCGGCAAGGACUCAGAGAAGUCGGACGGCAUCGCGAAUGGAACGUCGCGUCGAGGAAGCGCACCGUCGAGCUCUGGCGCAGAGCAGCCCCUUCGACCAGUCCAACACAACAUGUCGCCCAGCAAGCAGCCGCCUCCGCCAGGCCACGCCGACCAACCGCCGCAACAAGACACUCGCCUGCCCGCUCCACCCCCCCAGGCUAGCUUCGCAGCAAUGGAGCCGCGCUUGCCAGUGCUGCAGGAGCGGAGACACACGACAUCGCUUCUGAUCGACGUGUGGCUCUUCAUUGCCGGGCUCUACGCGCGCGCUGCGCUGUUUGAAGACGCAAAGGGUGCGGUUGACGAAGCAUUCAAGCUUGCCGACAACCUCGAGUCGGAAAUGGCGCAAGAGCAAUCGAGCGCCAAGGCAUUUUUUGAAAGAGGAUGGGGUGGCGGGAAGAGCAUCGAAGAGCUGUGGGCAGACAUCUGGGCUGCUCGCGGCGAGAUUGCAGCGGCCGAAGCGGAGCCGCAUGAGGCUCUGGGACACUUUGAGAAGGGUCUUUCACACAACCCUGAUCACCCGGCAGCUGUGGUGGGCCUGUCAAAUAUCUUGCUUGACAUUUACAGCAAAGUCAUCCCGCCCGAGUCGGCGCAACGUGCAUCGGAGAGAGAAGGCCCCAGCGCCAAGGGUGUGAAGAGCAUUGCACCGCACCCUGAAGAGCUCAACCGACUUGCAGCAAGAGACCGGGCAUACAGCUUGUUGUCGUCGCUAACCAAGCUCGGGACGGGAUGGGACUAUUCCGAGGCGUGGUUCGCCCUGGCAAGAGCGUACGAGGAGGGCGGGCAGAUCCAAAAGGCGAAGGACGUGCUCUGGUGGUGCGUUGAACUGGAAGACAGCAAGGCGCUCAGGAAAUGGAGUUGCGUGGGGGUGGGUGGGUUUGUGCUUUAG
This is a messenger RNA of Lasiodiplodia theobromae, 3441 nucleotides long. RefSeq names its product Tetratricopeptide-like helical protein. The record is from RefSeq and is a predicted model, not a curated record. NCBI's taxonomy places the organism in Eukaryota, Fungi, Ascomycota, Dothideomycetes, Botryosphaeriales, Botryosphaeriaceae. Gene Ontology annotation, molecular function: protein binding. The transcript has 6 exons. The coding region runs from base 1 to 3441 and encodes 1146 amino acids.